AUGGGCGAUCACCUCGGUUCGCGCUUCACCGUCAUUGAGCAGAUCGGCAGCGGCAACUAUGGCUCUCUCUACCGUGUCAUCGAUGGUGAAGCGGCGACGCUAGCCGACCGAAUUAUCGCCACAAAGAAGUUGCAGGACACAAUAAACCACCCACACGUGCUGCGUGAGGUGAGCGUGCAGCGUCAUGCUCAGAAGUGCUCGCCGCACAUUGUCAAGCUACUCCACGUCGUGCCACGCGAUCGUGUUCGGGCAGCGCUGGUGCUGGAGUACGUGCCGCUUGACCUGCGCACCUUUCUGAACGCCUUCUACUGCGACCAAGCGAAAUCAUCCGCACCGACGUGGUGUGCAACUUCUGGGACCGGUGAGCUCAAAUCGGCUGCGGCGCCACCGUGCCAUAUACCUUUGAUUUAUGUGCGGCGAAUGCUGCGUGGUCUCGUUGAGGCGCUUCACUGCCUGCACGCCCGCGGAAUCGCUCAUCGUGAUGUGAAACCAGAGAAUAUUCUCGUGGAGCCGCUCGGAUUGGGGCACCCGCUUCGGUGUGUUUGCCCGCCUAUGGGCUCUUUCGGGCUCACGGGUAAGGCUGCAGGAUGUUGGGUGCACGCUCCUCACUGCCCCCACCCACGACAAGAGGAGAAGGGCGUGACUCGGCCGAUGCACCCACGAGGAACACUGGAGCCGUGCCAAUUCUUCUGCAGAAACUCCGUCGCGCUGCACCAUGAUCUCACCAGUGACGAACUUGCAUCCGCUAUUCAUCGGCUGCACUGCGAGACGUGUCGGCCCUGCCCACGCGCGCGGGCUGGACUGGGGAAGCACGCGCUUCAGCAACAUCGAGAAAGCAGCGAGAUGGAAACAGGCACCUCCUGCUCACAGGAGCGGCAGGCAGACGGCGUGGACGAGGAGGGUCCAGCGAACGUGGACGACAACGAAGAGGACAAGCUCACCGCGCCUACGUCACCACCGCUCAUGCCAGAUGUUAAGCUGUGCGACUUUGGCUCAGCACGGCACAUUGGGACGCUGCGCUUGCGCAGUGCAGAGGAGCAAAGGGAGGAGCUCACCCCGGGGCCUACAACUCCGGUGUACUGCGCUCCCGAAAUGAUGCUGCUGCAGCGUUAUGGCACAUCAGUGGACAUGUGGGCUGUGGGCGCCAUCCUCUUUGAGAUGCUCACAGGCGAAUUCUUCCUUGGUGUUGGCACGCUGCGCUCCUUCUCCGGCGAUGUCGUCAUUCAGGACGACUACUGUGUGAUGCACCGGCUGAAUCGCAUGUUCCGCCAGCUUGGCACGCCGUCCGUUGAGGAGUGGCGGUGCAUUGCGCACCCCCUCUACUACCCUGACGAGAUGCUGGCCCACCUGCCGCAGGUGCGCGAUGCAGCACUCUUCCGCUGCGUUGCCCAGCCCAUCGCCACUGACGGGUGCCUUCUGCAGGACAGCGGGGACAUCAAGCCGAACGGUGACGCUCAAACGGCUGAUGAGCAGACAGACCUCAACGUGCGACCAUCUGCGGGGACGUGCCUAUCUGCCCAAGCGCCGGGGAAUGGGACAACGGAUUCGCAUGCCGCAAGAGCAUCGGCGCCGCCCCGUGAUACGGCCGCCACGAGGCAUCCGUUGAAUUUGUCUGACUUCCUGUAUCAGCAUAUUGGUAAAAGCGGCGUGGACUUCCUGCGCUCGUUGCUACGGUACGACCCGGCGAAGCGCAUGACGUCGGCGGAGGCGCUGCGCCACCCCUUCUUGAGUCCUGAGGUAGCGAAUAUGUAA
Messenger RNA from Leishmania mexicana MHOM/GT/2001/U1103, 1752 nucleotides. RefSeq names its product putative protein kinase. The record is from RefSeq and is a predicted model, not a curated record. Gene Ontology annotation, cellular component: cytoplasm; nucleus. Gene Ontology annotation, molecular function: protein serine/threonine kinase activity; ATP binding. NCBI's taxonomy places the organism in Eukaryota, Euglenozoa, Kinetoplastea, Trypanosomatida, Trypanosomatidae. Gene Ontology annotation, biological process: protein phosphorylation; intracellular signal transduction. The coding region runs from base 1 to 1752 and encodes 583 amino acids. The transcript has a single exon.